AUGAGCCACAUCCAGAUCCCGCCCGGGCUCACGGAGCUGCUGCAGGGCUACACGGUGGAGGUGCUGCGGCGCCAGCCGGCCGACCUGGUGGACUUCGCCGUCGACUACUUCGGCCGCCUGCGCGACGCCCGCCGCCCCGCGCCCGCCGCCGCCCCGCUCGCCCCGCGCGCGCCCGACCCGCCGCCCGCGCCCGCGCCCGUUCCAAUUCCGAGCCGAUUUGAUAGGCGGGUAUCAGUCUGUGCUGAGGCCUUUAACCCUGAUGAGGAAGAGGAAGAUACGGAUCCACGGGUGGUUCAUCCUAAAACUGAUCAACAGAGAUGCAGACUUCAGGAAGCUUGCAAAGACAUUCUCCUUUUCAAAAAUCUUGAUGAGGAACAACUUUCUCAAGUCCUUGAUGCCAUGUUUGAAAGGACCGUCAAAGUUGAAGAGCAUGUCAUUGACCAAGGAGAUGACGGAGAUAAUUUCUAUGUCAUAGAACGGGGAACCUAUGACAUUUUAGUAACAAGAGAUAAUCAGACCCGCUCUGUUGGUCAGUAUGAUAACCGCGGCAGUUUUGGAGAACUAGCUCUGAUGUACAACACACCAAGAGCUGCUACCAUUGUCGCCACUUCAGAAGGUGCCCUGUGGGGACUGGACCGUGUGACUUUUAGAAGAAUCAUAGUGAAAAACAAUGCAAGAAAAAGGAAGAUGUUUGAAGCAUUUAUUGAAUCUGUACCCCUACUUAAAUCACUAGAGGUUUCAGAACGAUUGAAGAUUGUGGAUGUUAUCGGAGAGAAGAUCUACAAAGAUGGAGACCGUAUAAUAACUCAGGGCGAUAAAGCUGAUAGCUUUUACAUUAUAGAGUCCGGUGAAGUAAGCAUCUUAAUUAAAAGCAAGACUAAAGCAAACAAAGAAGAUUCAAACCAGGAGGUGGAAAUUGCCCGCUGCCAUAAGGGGCAAUACUUCGGAGAGCUUGCACUAGUCACCAACAAGCCCAGAGCUGCUUCAGCUUAUGCAGUAGGAAAUGUCAAAUGCUUAGUUAUGGAUGUACAAGCAUUUGAGAGGCUUCUCGGGCCCUGCAUGGACAUCAUGAAGAGAAACAUCUCAAACUACGAGGAACAGCUGGUGAAAAUGUUUGGCUCCAGCAUGGAUCUGACUGAUCCUGGCCAAUAGGCGUGCCACACCUCAGAGCCUUCUCAGUGUGACACCAAAACCUUCUAGUCAGCCACAGAACACACACAACAGAACUGUUCCUGCUGUUGCCACCACCACUGCCAGAGUUAUGGCUGUGGGCAUUUAUAAAACUUGAAAGUCAGCACUAAAGGAUGGUCAGAGGUUCCACCCACACCUCCACAAUGCUUCUGAAAGUUCAUUAUUAGACCAUUUGUCAUGAUGACACCCACCCCGUUUUUACAUCUUUGGUUCAAAAUGGCAUGUCGCUCCAACAAUUUAAGUGCCUGAUACAAAAGUCCAAAGUGUAAACAUGUUCCUUUCAUCUCUUGCUGCUACUGUUGCAUUUGGAAGACACCACAGAUCUGUACAAAUCUACUGUGUAAUUGUA
Suncus etruscus (white-toothed pygmy shrew) is the source of this 1540-nucleotide messenger RNA. It is a transcript of the gene PRKAR2A, whose product is annotated as protein kinase cAMP-dependent type II regulatory subunit alpha. The record is from RefSeq and is a predicted model, not a curated record. Gene Ontology annotation, biological process: regulation of protein phosphorylation. Gene Ontology annotation, molecular function: cAMP-dependent protein kinase regulator activity. Gene Ontology annotation, cellular component: cAMP-dependent protein kinase complex. The transcript has 11 exons. Lineage: Eukaryota; Metazoa; Chordata; Mammalia; Eulipotyphla; Soricidae. Bases 1 to 1152 code for a protein of 383 amino acids.